UGCCUGCUCCCGCGGACAUGAGCCGCUCGUACUAGUCUUCGGCGGGCCCCGAUUUUUCAGCACAGCCCCCUGAGGGAGCGCAUCCAGCUUCGGGUUGUGGUGGGCAGCAGCCUCGGCCGGGCUGCUCUGACGGGACCCAACGCGCGCCAAAGCCAAAGGAGGGGUUCGGACGGAGCCUCUCCCCCGUUGCUCAUUCCCCGCCUCGCGCGCCCGCAGCUGCGCACUCCAGUCCACUCAGCUCUCGCUCUGGACUGAGCCGGCAAUUGGGCGGACGCCGCUGAAGCCGGCCCGUAGGGCAGCCGCUGUGCGGGGCAGAAGCGCGGUAUGUUUGCAGACAACCCUCCAGUCUUUUUUAAACUGUUGUGAUUACUGGGAGUGCGAAUAAGCAUGGAGAUUAAGUUAGACGUUUUAAUCUCUACAUGUAUCAAACAUAGGAAACCUUGGCCUCAAAUCUCCUGGCUGGGACAGGAAAAAGAAGCUAUUUAUCUUUUAGAUGAUAAAUGUAUAAGUGAAAUUAACCUGUUAUCAGGAAAGACAAAGAAGAAAAUUCCUCGACUUCAAUCACUGUUGAAAAAUGUUGUCGUCUUAGCAACAUCAAGAAAUGGUGCUUGGUUGGCAGGAAUACUUACAACAGGAGAACUAUUUCUUUGGAAUAAAGACCAGGACUAUCUGAAAAUUGUACCAGCAGUUGAAGAAACUAGUAAGGUGGUUACAGCAGCACAAGAGUGCUCCAUGAGAUUGUACCUGUAUGUCUCAGGAGAUGGGAACAAGGUGCUACUCAUUACUCCUACUGCGUGUGUCUUUCUGUGGGAGAGCACAGAAUGCGAAAAUAUAUCCUCUCCUAAAAAUACUUCACUGGCUGGGCGUUGGUCACAAAUUGUUCCUGAGGAAUCAGUUAUAUUGCCUUCCUCUGAAGAUAAAGAAACUGGAAUGAGUGCUGAUUUCAUCAAAAAUGAGAUACUAGGUGACUGCUGCUUGUGCUCUUUUGUGUUUUGUUCUGGGGAAUGCUUGAUGCUGACAUUUUUGGCACUGCGGUGGCAUGAAAACAGUUUCAAAUUCAUUAGUUCUUUACCUUAUCAUAUCCACUGGGCACAGCAAGCAUGUUCUCUGCCCACUCUGGUUCCAGUGUGUGAGUCAGUAAAGUCGAGAGGAGCUUUGCUUACUGCAUUUUCAAGGGAUGGACUUUUACUGGCAGUAGCCGUUAAUCAAAAUGAUCCAAAGGCAACUCAGAUUUUGUUUAUAAAUACACUGAAUUUUGUUACUGUUUCUGGUAGCCUUAAAGGUUGUAGUAGCAAGAAUCAUGUGGUUCCAUCCAAGUUUGUCAGGUCAUACUGGGUAGGUGACAUGAGCUGGACUCCCGACAGCCUUUUUCUGGCUUGCAUGUUAAAACGUGGCUCCUUGAUCUUACUGACUUGUAUGGGUGAAUUGCUGACCUUGGUUACUUCUGGUUGCUCUAUAGAAUUUGGACCAGCAGAAUUUAUUCCCUUUCAUCCACUAAUAACAUACAGACCGCAACAGUCUGUGCAAGAUUCUAGUCAUUCUCUUGGUUCAUCUGCCUCUGAAAGUGAUCUUAUGAGACAGAGAUUUUCUGUAACAUCACACUCAAGAUUACCCUACCUCAUUGUCUCUGAUGGGUAUAUGGUUACAGUACUUAGGUUUUCUGAUAAUCUUUUACCGUCUGGAGUUAUGAGGUCACUUCUACUUGAUUCAGCCCAAAGGCUUGAAAAGAUACAUCAGAGUCUGAUGACACCUAAGUCGAAAGGGAAAAGGCUGCAGUUGCGAUCAUUGUCUUCUUUAAAAACUAGCCUACUGAAACAGCAUCGAAACCAAAAUUCUACCCUUUCUACCAUUCCAAAAUUCCUGCAAGAAGAAGAAACAGCAGAACUGAGUGAGAAAGCAGCAGAUUUACAGGAUUAUGAAGAGGAAUCUGAUGAUGACAAGCAGUUUCAAAAUAACUCUUCUACUUUCUGCAGCCAGGGACCAAAUUCAUUUUUCAGUAGAGCUGAUCAAGGCCGGUUGGAAUUUGCAUCAAUGUUCGACACUGUUCAUGCGAAAGAUGAUACUGAUGCAAAAGAUGAUUUAUCUAUGGAACUAAAUUCAAUUCAGAAAAACCUUCUUGCCGCCUGGGGGAUAGGGAUUUCAAAAAAUGUGCAAGAAAAAGAUAUGCUGUUGAAUUACACAGUAGGCUGCAUUACCCACCUUUUCAGCAUUCUCCAGUUCAGUAAAAGCUCUUUACUAAACCAUGAUGCAUUUUUAAACCAGUCUGAAAAAUAUAAUCUGUGGAUGCAUUGCAUCUUAAAACAUUUUCAGCAGUGUUUAACUGUCCUGUACUGGGAUGUGAGAGACAGACAGACAGUUGGGCAUUUGGUAAAGCUGACAUCACAGACUGUAAAACUGAUGCUUAUUCAGCUCCAAGAUCAGUUGUUCUCAGAAUACCUUUUGGGGUGCUUCUGUUUGCUGAAGAUGGUUGCACAUAGUCUAAAUGGGAAAUUCACACCUUGUUAUGAGAUAAUGUCUGCAUCCUCCGAUGUUAACACUACUAUAGAGCUUGACUCCCUGAUUGUGCCUAUUUUUCAAGUUCUUGAUGGGAGCAGUGCUCAGAAAUUUCGCUCACUGAAUUCUCUGCUUAAGAUACCUCCUCAGACAGUAAAACUCAAUGAAAAGCCAGAAAACAGGUUGAUGAUAUUGUGGCGGUUAUUAUAUAAACAAGUGCUUUGGUAUCGGACUCAACUAAACAGAAAAAUAUCUAAGGAUGGCAAACCAUUAACUGAAAUGAAGAUUGCGCAUGAAGAAUCCAUUGUUGCACAACUUCUAGGUCAUAUACAGGCAGUCCUGCAGUCUUCAGGAGAGACCUUGGAACAAACCCAGAAGCUCAAUUCUGUGAUUGGUGAGGAACAGUUUCUUCUAGGCUCAUAUGAAGAAUCUGUGAAUCUGUGGAAGAGGGCUCUUCAAGAAACCAAAGCAAAAGGAGAAAAGAGGACACAGUUUCUUCAAACUAGGUAUUAUCUUGCUAUAUUAUAUUGCCACCUGUAUCACUAUGACUUAAGUGAGGCUCAGGGGCUGAGCGAUCAUCUUGUGAGAGAGAUACUAAGACGAUCUCGGCUGUCUGUAAGGCAGAGAGAAGAUUUUUCUGAUGCUGAACAUUCUCAAUAUGAACUGUGGAUGAUAAGGGAUGUUCAUCCUGAAGCUGCAGUGGCAGUAAUACAGUCCAUGGCACGAUUCAUGGCUGCCUACUUCACUAAUCAGCUGCUUUAUAUACUUCCCCCACAUAAAGUUGAUAUUCUACCUCCACUUCACAUCAACCAAGACCGGUUCCCUCGAGUUGUUCCACUACAGCACUCUGUGGUCGCCAGUGCUGUUAGAGACCAGAAACUUUCUUCUGUAUGGACCGCUGAAUAUGCUCUUGAUUUGCUCUUUGUUGGUGGACUGAUUCCAGAGGCUGUGUGGCUAGCACACAAACUUGGAGACUGGAAAAUGUCCGUUUCAAUAGGUGUGGCCUAUAAUCUGUACUGUCAAAGUGGUGGUGACUUCUUAAGGUCAGAGAAAACGGAAUUCCAUCUGCCUUUGAACUUGACUCCAACACAAAUUUUUCAGGAAAAACUACAGUCUUUCUUGGGACAGCCAGUCAGUUUUGAAACAUCAAAUGAAGGAAGUACUAAAUAUAAACAGUUUACAGAUCCCAUUGAAGAGGAAAAUGCAAAUGUUCUGUUUGGUUCAGUGCAAGAAAUACUGAAAGCAGCUGUUAUGGCAGAUGCAGACAUUCUCUCAGACACAUUUCAGCUUUUGAUAGACUCUGCCAAGGACCUCAGCAGAAAAUUGUGUGGUUUAGUGCCUGAUGGGCUAUAUCUUCCUGCACCACCAUUAUACUGUCCUCAACCAGCUUCUCUCAGUGAAAAAGACUACAAUGACUCUCCUUUAAAAAUUGAGAGAGAUUAUCGUCAGAAGGUGUCUGGGGUCCUUCAGCGAAUUAUGCUGCUCUUCCGGGCUGCUCGUUGUUCCUGCCCUGUGGCACAGUGGUAUAUUGUACAACUGAAAUGGGCAAGAAAAGUAAUGCAAAAGAUUCGAAUGAAAGGCACUCUUCCUUCAUUAAGUUCAUUUCCUAAAACUUUGCUUCAUUAUUCCAAAUUUAGUACAAUAUUCUUUAGACCUGCAUCUUCUGGAGACCAUUGCUUUGAUGAUAUUUCUUGUAAAACAAUAGGUUGCUUCAGAGAAUUAUGUGCAUUGUGUUGGAUGCUUCAUGUUCGUGAAAGGUUGUCUGACAGUUGCAGAUGCUACCAAACUGCAAGAGAAAGUGUGGGUAGUCAAAAGGACUGCAAGAAGGCUGAAUAUGAUGCCUCUAUAGUUGAGCAUUGUCUCAAUGCAGUGGAAUGGGCUUGUCGAAUGCUCCCUUUUGCUAGGUUUAUGAAUGUUGAAGAACUUGUUCAAGAUAUAAUUCUGAGCCUUGUUGGAGAAUUACCACCAAUCAGAAAGGUGGCAGAAAUUUUGGUGAAAGCAUUUCCUAAUUCUGAAGAUGUAAGAGUUCCAUUAAGGGAUAAAUAUCAUGCUCUUCAGCAGCGACUUAGACACUGUACUGUCAGAGGAUCCAAAAGUGAAGAAAUGAUGUCUGUUGUUAUCCAGGCCACCCACAAAGUGAGGCUGAAAGCACUGAAACGUGUAAUAAGGAACAUAGGUCCCAUUGAAAUGAGUAUCUGGGAGCCAUCGGAAGAGGAGACACCAGAUGAUGAGGCACAUUGCUAUGAUAGAUUCUCAUUAGGGACCAGUCUAAGCAGAAGUACGCUCUCUGAUUGUGGAAAUCCUCAAGUAUAUAGUGAUGCUGAAGCAGCAGAUACACUCUCUGAAGCUUUGCUUACAGAAGAAACAAGAAAUCAAGCACCUUCACCUCAGAGGGAGACACGGCCUCACACAGAAGAACAAACUGGUCGUAAGAAAACUGCAUAUAAGAUAAAAUAUCUUAACUGGAAAGCAAAACAUAAAGAACAAAGUAAAGUUUUGCCAAAUCAACAUACUUUGCCUGUGGUAGGUGCAUGGGAAUUUGAACGUGAUGAUGAUGAAUAUGUUAAGUUCUUAGAUCUCUUUUUGAGUUACAUGCUUGAAAGAGACUUUAACUGCAGUGAUCCUGGGAUUCCUUUUCUGACCAGCUUUUCUGAACUCCUUAGAGAACAUGAACUACACUCUCUCCUUUUUGAUGUGCAUACAACACUGAAACGUCGACAGGGCAGAACUAGUAGCCAGAAUGUGUUUAGAGCUGGUUGCUGCUAUGCUGUUACUCUUGCAUCUUGUGAUUCCAAACCAGCUUCCUUGUGUAACGAAAAGAAAAAAUAUUUGGAAAACCAAAUGUCUGUUUCAGUUCUACAACCAGCAGACUCCUUGCUGUGUGACUCAGUGAAUGGAGUAAAAAAAUACAUGGGAAAGAAAGGUUUAUUUGGUCUAAACCACCUGUCAGUUUACAGAGCACAAGAUAACAAGCAAGAAAUAACUAUUACACCCAUAACCCAGACCUUGUCUGACCAUGCUUGCUCUAGUCUACAAACUUCAGUGACCUGUAAAUAUAUGUACAAAACAAUUCAUGUGAAUGAUGUUAUACCAAGAGAGGAACUUUGUCUAGAACUGAAGAAUAAAUUUAGCAAUAUUGCAAGACUGCUUGAAUGGAUGAUCAGAUGGUCUGAUAGGAGAUUGCUAUAUGACACCAACAAAAUAGAGUCAUUUCAAGAGAGCCGCCCAAUGAUGCAUGUGAAAACAUCAGCAGCUGCUAUACUUACAUCAUUAUGGCUUCUAGGACGACCCUAUUGUGAUGAAUCACAAGCUAGGAUCACUAGUUUUAAGAGUCCAGAUUAUCAAUACCUAAUGAACUCUGCAUCCCUACCAGAAACUAGAUCCAAGAUACAGAAAGAAAGCAGUACGGAUACAGGCUGUUCUCCAUCAACAGAAACGCUACACGCUGUCCAGGAUGUAAAUGCUUACGAUGAAGUUUGUGAAAAUGUUUUAGGAAUAUCUACAAAAACAAAACAUUCUGAAAAGAAUGAAAUGAAUGAGAGUUAUUCUGUAACUCACAGUACUGAAGAAGGAGUAAUAGGUUUUGAUGAAGAAGUGGGAGCAUUCCUGAAGAAGGAAAUAGAUGCAACUUCAGAAACUGAAGAGCUCUUUGAAGAACCAUUUGGAGUUCCAAAAAGCCCCAGUAUUUCUGUCAGCAUUAAACCUGUACAACAACAAAAAGAGGAGCAUAUCUCCACUCUAGAUAUAGAAUUUCCAUGGGAAGAACCCAUGAUGGAAAAGUUAGAAGAAAAAAAAGCCAAACAAAAUGGUAUGGCUGAGGCUGUUUCCAGCACCAUUCCUCAUUCAUUCUGUUUAGAAAUGAAUGCAAAUGCUCCUACUACUUCAAGUAACAUAGAGAUUUGUGCAUGUGAUGAUCAACCUUCUUUCACUGGUGUAUCAAGUGUUCCCUAUAAUCGUCCGGUGUGUUCAAAGAAGCAAGAGGUCCAGGAUGGAGAGCAGAUAUCAGAGCCAUUGAACGUUUCAGAAGCUGUCAGACAGAUGCUCCAAGAUGAAAUGUUUAAAUUAGUUCAGCUGCAGCAAGUCAACUUUCUGAACUUAAUGCAAAUGGUGGGAUCAUCCUUUGCCAGCUUGCCAAAUAUGCAGCAUCUUCUGCAGCAGUCUCAGGCUAUUCAGUUGGGAGGAAGCCAGGCUUCACACACUGUAAGAGGCAGUGGUGCUGACACAUCCCUGCCUGUACAGUCUGCAGACAUUUCUCCUGAGACUCAGCUGCCCACUAAAGAAAAUGCUGGAAAGUCUAAUAAGAAGAGCAGCUCUCCUUCUCAGGAAAGAAAUAUCCUAAAUGAUCAAAGCAGCAAAGAAAGUAUACAUAAUCAUCCAGAUGUGAAUAUUUCUUUAAGCCUAUCAGAGAGCCAGUCCAAUGGAACAGAAUUUAUUCCAGCAUCUCAGGACUUGCUUCCUUCAGCUCCAGCCACAGCACUUCAUCUGUUAUCUCAUUCCCUAGAUAUCCAGAAGACACCCAAACUUAUCCCAGUUGCAAAAACCUUAAAUUAUGAAAAUGGCUUUCCUUUGCUUAAACUUGAAUCUGAUCAUUUAAAACCACUCAAUUUAUAUCCAUUAAAAGUUUCACAAGCUUUCAUCGGGUCACUCCCCCAACCAAGGGUAGUUUGGGAUCCAUCUAAUUCUUUACAGAACCCUCCGCUGUCAUGUAUGCUAGGAGACAAGACUAUUUCAAUGACACACUUGAAUUUGAAUAAAUAUGAUCCUGAAAUGAUGAGGCAAGUAUAUGAGGAAAAGAAGAGGUGGGCAGAAGCUGAAAGCAAGAGGCCUCCUAAACUACUUAAUCUGGAUCAAUAUGAGGGAGAGCAAAAUUUUGCACCUCUGCAGCACCUUCCUACAAAUGUGAGUGCAGAGAAGCCACGGAGUGCUCAGCAUGCUUCCUUCUAUGGAACUUACCAGCAUUCAGCUGGAAUUCCUUUACUGCACCUGCAGCUUGACCCAGCACCUAGAUUUCCACCAAUUAUAAGACCACCAGUCCCUGGUUCUUUAAUACCCGUUAGACCUAUAACUGAGGAGACCAACUGCAGAGACACAUUACAGCACACAGGAAUACCGAUUCUUCACACUAAUUUACCUCCAAAAAACAAGUUCCAACCACCAAAACUCAUCCCAAUUCAAAAUCUCAUUGCAUUUGAGCAAAGCCGCCAGCGUACCAGUGCACCGCACGAGUUCAGUGGACAAGACCAUUCUGGUCAGAUUGAGUUGUUAAAAGCUAACAUUGAACCAUUUGACGCAAGACACACAUGGAAUAAUACAAAAAGGCAAAAGAGACGUGCUGAAAAACAGAUAAAAGAGAAGGAGGACAAGAAAAAAGCAAGUGUGACAUUCCGCCCAGAUGACUCCAUUAUUGGUACUGAUGAUAUAGAGAGAGUUUUUGAAACUGAGAUACAGGAUCAGCAAGCAGAAUCCAGCCAUUAUCUUGGAGAUGAUUUUGUCAUUUCACUUGACACAGUGGGAGAGGCUGUUACUACUUCAGCAGGUCUACACUGCAUGGCUUCCACAAGGAAAAAACCCGCAGAAACUCAAGAUGCAAGCACAAAUACAGAUCCGGUUCUCAAGUCCUAUCAGGAUAUAGAAACUGGCUCUGAAGACAUAGCUUCUGAACUUAGUAAAAACCAACCUAUCGCCUCUGUUCCUUCAACAGAACAUCUGGUUUCAAGAGUUCCUCAGAUGUUGCCACCAGACAUGUACUUAAACUUCAGGUUCCACACAGAAGUAGGGAAGAGACUUUUACCAUCCUCUGGGUCUGAUACUGCACCUGAUUUGAUUGGACACACAUAUAUCAAUGUGAUUGACAUUGAAGACAAUGAUCUCUUGAAGGAUUUGCCUACUAUAGCUGAGUCUACAGAAGAGAUGGUUACCACACAACAGGAGAACUUUGAAGUUCCAUCUUCUGCAAAGCUGCAUCACAUGGCAGCUUCUGUUACCAAUGCAAUUCCACCUAAUGAAUUUCAGAGAAAAGAUGACCAUCAAAAUGAUCUGUUCCCAGUGCAAGAAAGGGAUAUAAAAUCACUUGCUGGUAGACACAAUCUAACCUGGAACCUAUUGCAUGAGGAUGUCAGGAUCAUUCACUCUACAGGACUAUCGCCCAAAAUAAUUAGCAAAGAACACUUUUGUAAAAAGCUGCAGGAAAUGGAUAUACAAUUGCAGGCACUACAAAACAUAGCAGACAAUAUGGAGAAGGAUUUCAGCAAUACUAAAUUGGUGGCCAGAUCCCCAACUGGAGUUUAAUCAGCAUAACUUUACUUACUUCAACAGAGUUAUGCUGAUUUACAUCAACUGAGAAUCUGACCCAGCAUGUAGUCUGGAAUCACGUCAAGUGAUGUUUCACAGCCAUCUACUUUGUACAUUAUUAUGCAAGCUGUUAGCACAUCCAAAAAGAUAAUGAGGCAGUAAAGCAUAAAAUAGCUGGGGUAGCAGAAGAAGUUGAAAGCAUUUAAAAAAUAUUUUUCAGGGACAGUGACAAACGAUGGAUCAAAUUUUAGCUUUAUCAAUUUUGAUUUAGUUUGCACAGGUAAAUUUCAUGCCUUUUGGAAACUCGUGUGUUGCUAGAAUUUUGAAAUAUCUGACCUAGACCAUUUACAUGGAGAGUUAGUGUGUAGCAAGUCAGGGUGUGAAACUGUAGUGCACCUUGCUACUUAUUUUAAAUUAACCAUAUAAGAAUAGUUCAGCAGCAUAAAAAUAUGUAUAAAAACUACCAUAUUAUAAGGGUGCACUCCUGAAAACACGAAAGCUUGUCUAUGCAGAGUGUUAGUUGAGCAGCAAGCCAGGUUAUGAAUCUGCUGCACACUAGCUUGUAGUGCAUUAGCUGGUCGUUUGGACUUGGCUAUCACACUCUUAAAAAAAAAAUUCUGUAGUAUACUUUUAUGUCCUGCUGUUUGAAACGGGUGUAUGUCAAAGUGCACUGCUGAACAUCUAGUGUAUGAUAGCAGGGUGCACUAUAGUUCUUCAAUUCUAUUCUAGGUGUGGCACGCCCAUGUGAACAGUUUGUUGGAGACUUUUGCCUUAGCUGUAUCUGUAGGGUCGGCUGCGGCACCUCCUUUUUUUCUCCAUCUGAGAGGCCUUCCGCGAGACCUCUCCGAGCUGCUGGUCUUCUACCAGGACCUCCUCCGGACUUGGAAGCUUUUCUCGGAGGCCCUGCUACACAACCUCGAUCUCCGUGUGCAGGUGGCGGAGUCUCCCGCGGUGUGUCGGAGGUUGGUCCUGGCAGAAACCACCAGAGUCGGAGACCUCCUGGACUAUGACGGGGGAUUGGGUGGAGCCCCGCGUGCUCGGAUGACGCAUGGAGCUUUCCACCCUUCCGACCCCUAGGCGCGUACUCCGGGAGGUGAAGGCCGCCUUGUCACCUGAUUCUCUCGCUUUCCUGUGGCAAGCCCUGUGAGAGGGCGCUCCCCGCCCACCUCUCACCCCUGGCCCUCCGGACAUUUUUCUCGGGCCCCUGCUCCGCGAGCCACCCCGGCCUCCCCGCUCCUACACUCCGAGCUGGCUGCACACCCUGCAGCUGGUCCGGUUUCGAACCACGCCCAGAAACCAUCUAUACAUGCUCGUGCUCCAUACGUUACAUUUCCUCACCCUUUUGUCCCGCCCCAACACCAAAUGGCAGGACUAUCUUCCACCUAAAGAGGGUGAGGAGCCCCAGUGGGCCAGCCUUUAUUCCACCUUGGUCCCACGGCCUGCCGGGGACAUUAGUUGGCGGCUCCUUCAUGGAGCCGUGAGCACAGGCGUGCACCUGGCGCGGUUCACCCCUACACCUGAGGCCUGCCCCUUUAGUGGCAUGAGGGAGAACCUGGCGUACGCCUAUCUUGAGUGCGCCAGGUUGCAGCCCCUAUUCCGGCUCCUCCAGAACCUCUUGUUGAGGUCACGAGACCUCCUCGUCAACCUUCUCCUGGCUCUGGCCAAAGUCUCCAUCUACAAUACCAGGAGGAGGAUGUUGGACGAGGGGGUGCUCUGCGACUGCGGGGCCUAUUUCCGUUCCUCCCUAGUUUCACGCAUCCGGGCAGAGUUCCACUGGGCAGCGUCCGCUGGGUCCCUCAACAGCUUUGAGGAGCAGUGGGCACUGUCUCGGGUUCUCUGCUCGGUGUCCUCAUCCGGUAUCCUUAUUUUGAACCUUUGACCGUCACUCCCAUCCAUGUUUGUCAUUAGUUGUCCCCUGUAAUCAGUUGGUCCCUGGGUCCAGUGGUCCCUCCCGCUAGGCUGGGGGAGAGGCCUUUAGCAAUGGGUGGGCACCCACUUUCCCGGGAUUUUCCAAUAUGAACCCCUUGAGUGCCGCGCUCAUGCAUCAGUGUAUCGGGCGCCGCUGACCCUACCCACUCUCUGUUCCUUCUUACUGCCUGUGAUGGUUGGAGCGCCUUGUCUUGCAUCGCAAGAGUAUUAGCGGCUCUUUCACCUCCUUUGUUGUAGUUAGUUGUUAGGUACUUAGUCUGGCUAUUAAGUUAAGUGUUAGCUAAUAGUUUCAGUAGUUAGAGUCCUGGCUGGGACUUUGCUGUGGAACAGGGCAGGCUUUAAGCCAUGUUCAUCGUGUACCCAGCUGAUGCCCAUUAGUGACCCCCACGAUAGCUGUUUAAAUGUCUGGGGGAAUCCCACAGAAAAGGCAAGUGCAGGAUCUUCAAAAACUUUCGCCCUUGAACUCAAAAGGAGCAGGAUAUCCACUUGAAGGCCCUCCUCGUGGAGACUCUGCUUCGUCCUGCCUUGGAGCGCUCCCGAUCGGACUCCACACCUACUAUUUCGGCAUCUGUGCACAGUGCACCGCCGGCACUGGAACCUGCCUGGCACCAUUCCCCCUCGCUGGCGCUCAAGAAGUGUCUGAAGCCCAAGGGCCUGUCAGCACUGUAGGACAAGGGGGCUUUGGGCAAAGGACCUGUGUUAGGCCACGUGCCCACCCCAGAGCUACGCUAGGGUACUGCUGUGGUCGGACCCCCUAGUCCAGCUAGGGAUCCGACUCCUGGGAGCUGCAGGGGAUCCCGGCUGCUCGUAGGGCCACCUGUGCCUGAGGUGCCCCCGCCAGCCAAGGAACGAGUAGGCCAUCCAGCACUGCAGAUGCCAAGCCAGGUGAUGAACUCAGUUAAGGCCCGGACCUCCCUCUAAAGCAACGGAGCGUCCCUGGACCACUGGUGUCAAUCCCUGUCAUCGUGGCCUAGGACCCUGGCACUGCAGCCUCAGUCUCUGGUUAGAAGACCCAGGUCCCUAACACCAAGGUUGCCACCUACAAGGCAUGGGACACCUGAGUCAUGAUGCCAAUCCCCUUACCCAUGGUACUGCCAGGCCUCCCACCAGACAUUGCCAUGGCGCAGAUCCCCAUUGCCUAGGCCGUCCCCCUGGCAUUGAUCCCCCAUGGUGCGGGAUCGUUCCUGGUCGUGGCUCUGGUCUCCGACUCACUGGUACUGCUCUUUGGGCAGGCACCAUUCCUUGCCCUUUCCUUACUGGUUGCUGACGAGGGUCAGCCGACAGACUCAGGUAUCUAUGGCUCUGCUCUGGUCACCGGAAGGGCAGUGAUCUGAGUCGGAGGGAGAGUUCAGCCCAUCACCUAGGAGACAGGCACAGCUCUGGCAGCAGCAGCAGGGGCAGUGGCCUGCAGUGGCAGUACUGGAGUCCAUGGAGUGUACCUGUCAUGCUGGUCCUGUACUUCCACCAUUCCUCUCAGGCCUCAUCAGACAAACUGCCUCUGGACCAGCCAGCACGGGUAUCAGAGCAUGGUGCUGAGUCUGUUGCGGGAGUGUCGCAAUGGGCCCCAAUGCCCAAGGAGCCGUCCCCAGGCAGGCAAGAGGAAGCUGCCCCACCCCCUGCGCUAUAGUCUUCUUCGUUGUCUCAGGGCGAGGCGGUGGUGAGUCCCUCACAAGCAAGCAGCCCCCCCUGAUGACUUCAAAGAGCAUAGGGCCCUGCUCAAAAGGGUAGCUGCUAACCUGAACUUGGAGGUCGAGGAGCUAGCAGAGGAAUCCAGUGACCUCUUCAAUGUCAUACCCUCCUCCACCCUAGCCCGGGUUGUAAUGCCCAUUCUCCUAGGGGUCCUGAAAAUUGCCUCUUCCAUUCAGUCUACCUCCAAAAAAGCAAAAAAUAAAUAUUAUAGCCUGGCAAAGGGAUUUGAAUAUCUGUAUACCCACCCUCCAGCAGGAUCCCUGGUAGUAUCUGCUGUCAACAAAAGGCCAGUGGCAUACCCAAAAAUAAAGAUGCCAAGAGUUGGACUUGUUUGGUAGGAAAAUUUAUUCGACAGCCAGUCUGCAAUUUUGGGCGUCUAACCAUCAGGCCCUGCUAGGCAGGCCCCAACCCAGCCCUGACCCGGAUCUGUCACGGUUGAAGGAGAGGCGCCCCUCCCCCACAGCCCAGGUGCUGCUGCAUGGAGAGAGAACUGGGGGGUUCUCUCUCCCCAUCACAGCCUCGGGCAGCAUGUACCCCAAACCCCUCAUCCCCAGCCCCAUGCCAGAGCCCGCCCCCCCCAGCCGGAGCCCUCACCCACCACACAUCCCAACCCUCUGCCCCAGCCCUGAGUCCCCUUCCACAGUCCGAACCCCUUGGCCCCACCCCCACCGCAUGAAUUUUGUUAUGUGCACUAAUAUUGAGGUGAUGUGUCCCUGUCCUCUGCACCUGGGGCUGUGCUGGCCGCUUCCUGGAGCAGCGUGUUCCUG
This is a messenger RNA of Caretta caretta (loggerhead turtle), 13169 nucleotides long. NCBI's taxonomy places the organism in Eukaryota, Metazoa, Chordata, Testudines, Cheloniidae. The record is from RefSeq and is a predicted model, not a curated record.